GCACAUUUAAAACUUCCUCAAAAGUCCAUAUUUUAAAUGAAAAAAAGCAAUGGGCGUUGUAUUUCGAAGUCUAAAUACAAUGAGUACGCUUCAUUGUAAACAAAUGAUUUGAAAUAGUUAAAUUCUCGAUCAUUGAUUAAUAUUUUCCCGGGUUUCGAAUUUGAAUGUAGAGAUAUUUCGUUCAGUGUAAUUUCAUAUUAUCGCCCCUGAACCACGUACAAAUUUUUGGGAAAGCCGCAUACGUUGUAAUUCCUGCAGUUUAAGCUCUAUUAGUGACAUAAUAAGAUAGCAAGUGACCAUGGCCGCAACACCAGAAGAUUCAGUUCCCGUCAUUGCAGUUACAGCUGCUGUAGGUGCCGUCAUCCUACUCUUCGUCCUAUUAUGUAACAUUGGGAAGAAGUCUGAUAACCAAGAAGAGGAAUCUGAUAAAAAUGAAAAGGUAAAAGAAUCUAAACCAACAAAGGCCCAGCCACAGAAGAAGAAGACUGUUGUCAAAACUCGACCAGAGAAACGCCAAGCCUUCACACAUCCCUGGCUGUCAUGCACCUUAAAGGGUCAUAGUUCACCGAUUCUAGGAAUGGAUUUUAGUGCAAAUGGGAAAUACCUGGCUUCCUGUUCUGAAGAUCGUACAAUUUUGAUGUGGAGUGUCAAAGAAUUCACGCAGAAAGAACACAAGUCAGUAAGAUCAAAUGUUGAGUUGGAUCAUGCUACAAAAAUAAAGUUUAGUCCAGACACCAAGGCCUUUGUGAUUAACCUUUACAAUGAGAACACGCUGAGAGUGAUGCGGAUUGGCAAGAAACCAGAUGGUUCUCUUGGGAACAUAAAUGGAACAUUUGAUUUCCCUAAGAAAUUUACAGCAGAGAUCCUCAACAUUGGUAUAGCCAGCUCAGGAAGAUUCAUCAUGGCUUGCACUAAGGACACAUCCAUGUAUAUUUAUGAUCUUAAAGGGGAAGUGUUAGCUACUAUUAAUACUAACCAGCUGACCAACAGUUAUGGUGCAGUUUCUCCAUGUGGAAGAUUUGUAGCCAGCUCAGGUUUCACCCCAGAUGUUAAGGUCUGGGAAGUGAUGUUUGACAAAUCAGGAACUUUCAAAGAAGUUAAGAGAGCAUUUGAAUUAAAAGGCCAUAGGUCAGGUGUAUAUUCAUUUAGCUUCUCAAGUGACUCAAAUAGAAUGGCCUCUGUGUCUAAGGAUGGCACUUGGAAACUGUGGAAUACAUUCAUUGAAUAUGCAAAGGGACAAGAUGCUCAAUGUAUACAAACAGGAACAUAUGAGAAUAACUCAGGGCAUGCCCUCAUUGCCCUCUCUCCAGAUGCGAGGGCUGUUGCCAUAGCAACAACAUAUACAAUAAGCGUCUAUAACGCAACCAAUGCUCAGCAAGCCCAAGUCAUAACUGACGUACAUGCAAUCCCUAUUACAGAGUUAAGUUUUGACAAUAACAGUAAAUACUUUGUAUCCACGGGUGACAAACAAAUCCACGUUUUCCACAACAUCGUCGGUUA
This is a messenger RNA of Owenia fusiformis, 1500 nucleotides long. Lineage: Eukaryota; Metazoa; Annelida; Polychaeta; Sabellida; Oweniidae. The record is from the annotation of a GenBank genome assembly.